Messenger RNA from Serpula lacrymans var. lacrymans S7.9, 1482 nucleotides. RefSeq lists its product as uncharacterized. The transcript is spliced from 5 exons. Gene Ontology annotation, cellular component: mediator complex; core mediator complex. Gene Ontology annotation, biological process: regulation of transcription by RNA polymerase II. NCBI's taxonomy places the organism in Eukaryota, Fungi, Basidiomycota, Agaricomycetes, Boletales, Serpulaceae. The record is from RefSeq and is a predicted model, not a curated record. Gene Ontology annotation, molecular function: transcription coregulator activity. The coding region runs from base 1 to 1134 and encodes 377 amino acids.
AUGGCGCUCUUGUCGUCCUUGCUUUUACUAACAUCUCAAUGUUCAACAGCCCCUCCACCUCCCCCCAUUCUCGCCAGCACGCAAGACCUGCUCGCACGAUUCAAUCUGCUGCCGGCAUACGACAAGUAUGUACGGCCAUACUCAGCACCGUUAUCAACGCCUGGGCCCUCGUCGGGUGAUACGCCGAUGGCGGUGGACAAGGGAAAGGGGAAAGACAGGGACGCCACACCAGGCGAUCUGGACGAUGAAGAUGGUCGGGGUGAGAAGAAGAAAAAGAAUAGCUACAAAUACUUGAUAAAGGGUGUACCAGGGAAGCACUCGAUGAAGAAGGAUGACUAUCUCACAACGAUGAUGCAGGUACCGCCAAAACAGCGGAUACCAAUCACACCGUUUGACAAUCGAACCCAAAGAGAGGCGUUCAACAUGAGUUUGGAGGGACUCAAGGGCUGGAAUAUCGCCACACUCGUACUUGAGUCCGCUCAAGCUCGUGAAGACCGAAAAAAACGGAAGGAACUUAAAAAGCUAGCCAAAGCACAAGCACUAACGGGCGGGUCACAAGGAUUACCAUCCACACCACAAGCGCAACCAUCACAAGCGCAAUUUUCAGCCCAACAACAUACGCAGCCUUCCUCACAAGCACCUUCAUCUCAGCCACAUCCACCAAUACACGCCCAACCUUCCCAAACGCAAGGUCCGACCCAAAAUCGCGCCAGGCCGCCUCCUGUACAGAUACCACCUGCCGCGACAGGCCCCCAAUCAGCUCGAAGCUCGACGCCCACCAGCGCAGUGGCGAAAAGCGCGAGGCCGGGUGGUAUGGGCUCAAUGGCAGCGGUAGGGGGAGCGAGGAGUGCCACGCCUCUACUCGCUAGUAGUGGCGGUGGCGGACGCGGAAAGAAGCGAGAGCACGAGGAAGGAGGUGGAGUGGUGGGGCAGGGACCUGGCAGUGUGGGUACGGGCGUGGGAACAGGAGUAGCAGUGGGGAUACCGGGGAAUGGCAGUGUGCCGCCUGUAAUAGGUGCAAAGCCUGGUUCUGGGGGCGUACGACCGAGACCUGUGAAGAAACAGAGGAUGGAUCUGCAAGGCCAGGCGAGGGAUAUGCCCAUACAGCAGCAGCCAACGCCGCAGGGUGUGUGAUGGCACUGAAUCUAUGUGAUGGCUGUACAAGGCGGGGCGGUUGCGGCAUCGGUAACAUUGUCCUUUUUGCGGUCUGGCUGCUGCAACAUGGUGAUAUUAGAGAGCAUGAAAGCAGUAUUCAGCUGAAUUUUCAAUCUCUAGUUCUUGAUCCAUCACAUACAUUACUGUUUUUUCCUAGUUUUUAUCUAGCAUCUUGCGACACCUAUCUGCGUUGACAAUGCUCGCUGCAGUAAUCAUCUUGAUGCCGCCUCACCAUGUUGCCGUGUAGAUUAUUACGAGCGAGGAAUCUAACCAAGUUUGUGCGGUUUGGUCCACCCCCCGGUGACUUUCCACAUACGUCAUAUCCCG